GUAUUCACAGUAAAUAAAUGGAAACACUAGAAACAUACAAAGUUUUUAAAUUCGUGUUUAUAUUUCUGCCAGUUAUUUUAUUCAUACAUUGGUUAUGGACGCGAAGGAAUCUUUAUAAGUCAAUUUUAAAUAUUCCAGUAUUAGUCGGUUUUCCAAUAAUUGGCUCGCUACACAAAAUGCGGCAUUUAAAUUGUGCGUUAAAACCAAUUAAUUAAUUUCUAUAUGUUACGCGGUUUUGGAAAUAUUUUUAAAGAUUGUAAGCAAUAUACAGUGCUAUUGUGGAUGGGAUUCUAUCCGAUCAUACUGACAGCAGAUCCAGAUAUCAUAUCAAACGUUCUACGAUCUCAAGACUUAAUUAACAAAGCAGAGGUUUUCUAUUAUUCCAUGCGGAAUGCAUUUAAAGGUGGACUUAUUUCAAGUAAAGCAACUGAAUGGGUCCAUAACCGUAAGAUGAUAAAUCCAUCAUUUUCAAAUAAAGUAUUGGUUAGUCUUUUUCCAAUAUUUAAUAAAUCUAAAAAUAAUCUAAUAGGUAAAUUUAGCGCGCUAGUGGAUAACAAAAAUCACAAAAUAUUAAAUAUGUUACAGACCUUGACUCUAGAAAUAGCUAUAGAAACGACGAUGGGUAAGGUGAUGCAUAAAGGUGACGGGAUGUCGAAUAAUUGGGCAGUUAAAGUUUCUUUUGUGAUGAAACUUACAAUGAUACAAACGUUGCUUUCAUUUGUAAAACUUGAUUCAAUAAUAAAUUACUAUAUAAAAUUCAGAAGAACGAAAGAGGAAUUAUACCAGUUCGUUUAUGAGUUAAUUCGAAAUAAGAUUAGUACCAAUACCAACAACAAUUCAAACAACAAUAAUAUAAAUACUGAAGAAAUUAAUCCUAACAAUAUGGAUAUACUGAAAUACCCAAUUCCUUCAAUACGGAAAGAACCAAAAAUAUUUAUUGAUCAAGCGAUAAAAUUAUAUGAAAAUGAACAAUUUACGUGGAAUGAUAUAAUAAGUGAAUCAAAUAAUAUAGUGGCAGCAGCGUUUGAAACUACGGCAAAUGCAAUUUUCUCUACUCUUGUUAUGUUGGCCAUGCAUCCAGAUGUGCAACAACGCCUGUUUGAAGAAAUUUUGGAUGUAUUUCCAGAGAAAGAUUUUUAUGUUGAUUGCCAUCAAUUAACUCAGUUGCCAUACUUAAAUCGUGUUAUUAAUGAAACUCUUCGAAUAGCCCCUUCUGUUCCCAUAAUAGGACGUCAAGUUGUUGAAGAUACACAAAUUGGCGAACAUGUUUUUCCCAAAGAUGUUCAAAUAUUAAUUUCAAUAUAUCAUCUUCAUCGACGGACUGAUAUUUGGGGUCCAAAUGCGGAUAAAUUUGAUCCAGAACAUUUUUCAGUUGAACAUUUUGGAGAAAUGCAAAGAAAUGCUUAUAUUCCGUUCUCUAAAGGUGUUCGAGGCUGUAUUGGAUCACGAUAUGCCAUUUUUUCAAUGAAAAUUUUAUUAUGUGGACUUGUACGAAACUAUGAAUUUGAAACUGAUUUUAAAUUUGAGGACAUCAGAUAUACCAGUAAUAUAGCACUAAAGUAUAUAGUUGAACCUGAAUUAAAAAUGUAUAGACGUGCUUAAGUCCUUAAAUUAAUUUGGUUAUAAAUAAUGAACUAUUUGUAAAUUUAUGUUAAAUGAAUUAACCUCUUACGAUACUGAGAGUAG
Molecule: messenger RNA, 1686 nt
Organism: Teleopsis dalmanni
Lineage: Eukaryota; Metazoa; Arthropoda; Insecta; Diptera; Diopsidae
Product: probable cytochrome P450 313a4
Exons: 8
Coding region: 223-1602 (459 amino acids)
Molecular function (GO): monooxygenase activity; heme binding; oxidoreductase activity, acting on paired donors, with incorporation or reduction of molecular oxygen
Source: RefSeq, a predicted model, not a curated record